Messenger RNA from Nelumbo nucifera (sacred lotus), 1713 nucleotides. RefSeq lists its product as uncharacterized. The record is from RefSeq and is a predicted model, not a curated record. NCBI's taxonomy places the organism in Eukaryota, Viridiplantae, Streptophyta, Magnoliopsida, Proteales, Nelumbonaceae.
CCUUUUCUUUCUUACAUAGAAAAACGCCACCCGAAGGCCGAAGAUAGUCGAAAAGUAGUAAACAGGAGAGAUAUCCAGAAGAGAGAAGAGAGGAGAAAAGGGCGCACAUUUCUUCGUGACGCCUCUUUUGCAGAUCUUGAGAACCAAUCUGUGAGUAGAAAAUAACCCUAAACUUUUGUCUGCUUUUUUCUUCGAAGAAGCUUUCUUGUUCGUUCAGGGAGAGCUACGACAUCGAUGAAGGGGUUGGAGUUGCUAGAUCCCUUCUUGAUGGCUUGAACGAUGAUUUAGCUCGUUUUCUGAGCUGGUUUUGAGCUUGUGAUGGUGAUUAAGCCCUACAGUUUCUUGUUCUGACAUGAUUUUCCACUGCCAGAGCUGAACCUUCGGUGCUUCAGAGUGGAUAUUGCUGGAUUUUUAUGAGAUUCGAAGUGCUUUUUGGGUCUGAGAUGCUGGAUCGGAUUCCUCAGAUAAUGAUUUAGUAGCAGAUAUGGACGACCGUGGUGGAUCAUUCGUAGCAGUGAGAAGGAUUUCGCAAGGGUUGGAGAGGGAGAGCGCUUGUCAUUCUACUUCAGGGUCUGCAGCAUGGCUUGGGAGAGGUCUUUCUUGUGUUUGUGCUCAGAGAAGGGACAGUGAUACUCGACCAUCGUUCGAUUUAACCCCUGCUCAGGAGGAGUGCUUGCAAAGGCUACAGAGCCGCAUAGAUGUUGCCUAUGAUAGUUCAAAUCCUGAGCACCAGGAAGCUUUGAGGUCAUUGUGGAAUGCUUCCUUUCCUGGAGAAGAACUUUGCGGUUUAAUAUCUGAGCAGUGGAAAGAAAUGGGAUGGCAAGGAAAAGAUCCAUCAACAGAUUUCAGAGGUGGUGGUUUCAUAUCACUAGAGAAUUUGCUGUUCUUUGCAAGGAACUAUCCAAAAUCCUUUCAGGAUCUUCUCCGAAAGCAGGAAGGUGAUCGGGCUAUGUGGGAGUACCCAUUUGCAGUUGCUGGUGUGAAUAUCACAUUCAUGCUCAUUCAGAUGCUUGAUCUCCAAGCAGUCAAACCGCGGACGGUGCUGGGGGCAAUUUUCUUGAAGUUACUUGUAGAAAAUGAGUCGGCGUUCGACCUUCUCUACUGCAUAACAUUCAAGCUAAUGGAUCAGCAAUGGCUUGCUAUGCGUGCAUCGUACAUGGAUUUCAAUACUGUGAUGAAAUCCACACGCCGGCAAUUGGAAAGGGAAUUCCUGCUUGAAGACAUCACACGAUUAGAAGAUAUGCCUUCAUACAGUCUCCUACGAUAACAUUUCAGUCCUAUUGACAACCAUGCAAAUCCCUUGAGGAAGCAAGAUGCUAUUCAUUGAUAAGUGCUUUCUCCCAAGUUAUCUUCUUUUAAUUUUCUUUUUCUUCCGCUUUUGUUUUUUGAUUAACAAGCCAUCUCAACGGUGGCUUCCAAGAUUUGGUGAUCUGCCCAAUUUGUUUGAGGCUGUCUGCCCAUUUGAAGAUUUCAACAAAGUUUGGAUCCAGUGUUCUAAGCUACCUCCGCUAAUCCAAGCGUGAGCACGUUCUAGGCACAUCCAGGAUACCCUUUUUCGCAAUGGGGGAAAACCUGGUUGCCAUUUGUGUAACUAUAGACAGGUACCUUGAUUUUAAAAAAUAGGUCAGUACUCAAAACAAAAGCUCAAUAUCUACGACUACUAGUACUAGCCCAACACGAAAAUGAAUUAAAUAAAUGCACUUAGAGCAUCAA